Molecule: messenger RNA, 950 nt
Organism: Miniopterus natalensis
Lineage: Eukaryota; Metazoa; Chordata; Mammalia; Chiroptera; Miniopteridae
Source: RefSeq, a predicted model, not a curated record
GGGGAAGAGAUCGGUGCUGGGAAAAAUGGUCACGCGUAUCUAGGCCUGGGCCUGGUCGCCAUAAUAACCGGAGGCGCCUCGGGGCUAGGUCUGGCCACAGCAGAGCGACUGGUGGGGCAGGGGGCCACUGCUGUGCUGCUGGACAUGCCCAGCUCGAAUGGGGAGGCCCAAGCCAAGAAGUUAGGGAAGAGCUGUGCCUUCGCCCCAGCUGACGUGACCUCAGAGAAGGACGUGCAAGCAGCCCUGACUCUAGCAAAAGAAAAGUUUGGCCGUGUGGAUGUGGCAGUCAAUUGUGCAGGCAUUGCAGUGGCCAUCAAGACAUAUAACUUAAAGAAGAACCAGGCCCAUACCUUGGAGGACUUCCAGAGAGUUCUCAAUGUGAAUCUCACAGGCACCUUCAAUGUGAUCCGCCUUGUGGCUGGAGAGAUGGGCCAGAAUGAACCAGACCAGGGAGGCCAACGUGGGGUCAUCAUCAACACUGCCAGCGUGGCUGCCUUUGAGGGCCAGGUUGGACAAGCUGCAUACUCUGCUUCCAAGGGGGGCAUAGUGGGCAUGACACUGCCCAUUGCUCGGGAUCUGGCUCCCAUGGGCAUCCGGGUUAUAACCAUUGCUCCAGGCCUAUUUGGCACCCCACUGCUGACCAGCCUCCCAGAGAAAGUGCGCAACUUCCUGGCCAGCCAGGUGCCCUUCCCCAGCCGACUGGGAGACCCUGCUGAGUAUGCUCAUCUGGUACAGUCCAUUAUCGAGAACCCAUUCAUCAAUGGAGAGGUCAUCCGACUGGAUGGAGCCAUCCGCAUGCAGCCAUGAAGGGAGAGGGCAGAGAAAAUACAUACUCUUCCACCCUUCCCCUGACAUACUAUACUCCAGCUUGGGAGGAAGCCCAGUAGCCAUUUGGUAACUCUGUCCACUAGUCACCUUCUGUGCCUAAUAAAGUCUAUUUCUUACAGGAA